AUGGCGCAGUUCUCUCUCACAUUCACUGCCCGCCGGAGCGAAGCCGUGCUUGUCGCGCCGGCAAAGUCGACCCCUUACGAGCUCAAGCCGCUCUCCGACAUCGACGACCAACACGGCCUGCGCUUCUACCGCUCCGGCAUACUCUUCUUCCGCAACAACCCUGCCCAAUCCGGUCGCGACCCGGCCGCCGUCAUAAAGCGGUCCCUCGCGGAGGCCCUAGUCUACUACUACCCCCUCGCGGGCCAGCUUUGUGCUGGCCCCAGUGAUAAGCUUAUUGUUGAGUGCACCGGCGAUGGUGCCGUCUUCGUGGAGGCCGACGCCGACGUCCGGCUCGAUGACUUUGGCGGCGCGCUGAGCCCACCGAUCCCGUGUAGCGACCAACUACUCUGCGAGCCUGAGAGCACCUCUAGCGAUGUCAUCGGCCGGCCCUUGGUCUACAUUCAGGUGACACGGCUCGCGUGCGGAGGGUUUGUCUUCUGCAUCCAGAUAUGCCACUGCAUGGCUGACGCAGCAGGGCUGGUGCAGUUCAUGAUGGCGAUGGGCGAGCUGGCGCAAGGGACCACCGCGCCCGCGGUGCCACCGGUGUGGGCCCGGGAGAUACUAAACGCCCGGUCCCCGCCGCGCGUCACGCAUCCACACCCGGAGUACGAGCAGGUCCCUGACCCCACCAAGGACCGCAUCUCCCCCGCCGAUGUUCUGGCCCAACGGCCGUUCUUCUUCGGCGAGAAGGAGAUAUUGGCAUUGCGUUGCCAGGCGCCCGCGCACCUGCGAGCGACCUGCUCUCGAUUCGACAUGAUCGCCGCCUAUGUCUGGCGGUGCCGCACGAUCGCGUUGGGCUACGAUUCAGAAGACGAAGUCCGAAUACAAUUCGUAGUGAACGCGAGGGGGAAGAGGAACAAUGCGCUGGGCCGAGCCCCGAUGCUCCCCCUGGGGUUCUACGGUAACGCUUUCGCGUUCACGGUGGCAUCUUCGACCGCAGGGGAGCUGUGUCGGAAGCCAUUCAGCUAUGCGCUUGAGCUGGUGGCGGCCGCAAAGGCGCGAUCGGCAGCGGUCGACCACUUGCAGUCGGUGGCCGACCUCAUGGUGCUGAAAGGGCGGCCACGGUUCGCGACGGCGCGAACUUACUUGGUUUCCGACCUGACGAAAUCAGGGUUGGAGGAACUCGACUUUGGGUGGGGGAAGGGGAUAUACGGCGGCCCUGCGACCGCGAUGUUGGCGACAUUCCACAUCCCAGUGCGGAGCGCGGGAGGGGAGAGGGGGAUACUGGUGCCGGUGCGGCUUCCGGAGUUCGCCAUGGAGAGGUUUGUGGUGGAGAUGAAGAGGGGGCUAGUGAUGAAGGAGGAGGAGGAGAGCCGUGGCUAUGGAGGCCAACAAUAUGCUACGGUUGGGUCUACGUGCAUGGCCAUGUCCAAAUUGUAG
This is a messenger RNA of Ananas comosus (pineapple), 1419 nucleotides long. RefSeq names its product benzyl alcohol O-benzoyltransferase-like. The transcript is spliced from 2 exons. The coding region runs from base 1 to 1419 and encodes 472 amino acids. The record is from RefSeq and is a predicted model, not a curated record. NCBI's taxonomy places the organism in Eukaryota, Viridiplantae, Streptophyta, Magnoliopsida, Poales, Bromeliaceae.